UUUAGGCGUGCAAAGUGCCAGUGUGUGAUUCUGGAAUAAUUUAAAAAAAAAAAACUUUUUUAUAAAUUAUUUUAUUCCUUCCCCCAGCAAAUAAAUUACUAAUUUAUUAAAAAAAAAUAUCCAACGAAUUUUAAAUACUAUUUUAAUAAAGGUUGAACAAAAGGCGAAAAGGCGAAGUCAGACCUCAACCUCAGAGAAGAAGCUGAACGCGUUGCAUCAAAAAGUGUGAGAGCAUCGAAAAGUUAGAAAAAAAAGCAGAAGAAAACGUGGUUUUUCUGGACGACAAGAAAGAUAAAGAAAGAAACCCCAGAUCUAUCAUCUAAAUGGAGGAACAAAAACCCAUUCAAAAUGACACUAACAAUCCGGAGGUGCCAACUACUGAAGAAGUUACUUCAACGACACCAGUAGUUGAAGUAACUAAACGGUCCCUUCGUGUUCAAACAUGGAGGAAAAUCCAAGAGCAGUCUGCAGGUGUCGUUGUCAAUGGAAUUUUCAAUCGUAUUCCUGAUUUUGUCGACAAUCAGAAGGCUGCUGAGUUACUUGCCGAGACUCCUGAAUUUAAAAAGGCCAAUAAAAUAAAAGUAAACAUCGACCGAGCAUUAGAUUCUGUGAAAUUGCAAGUGCUGGCUGCUGGCAAAGAACUCUAUCUACCUGGUACACGUGAGUCAAAUGCUCUUUAUCUCAAAGUUGAGUGUCCAGCUGAAGCUGAUGCUGCUGAAAGAAAGGCGAUUAUUCAUGUUCAAGAUAUUCAAAAAUCUAGAACUGAAAUUUUACUUGAAAAUAAAGUAAAGUUCGACUUGGUUGUCAUCGGAUCAUGCCUGGUAUCCCGCGAUGGAUAUCGUAUUGGUCGUGGCAAUGGAUUUGCCGAUCUUGACAUUGGGUUGCUCAUUGAAAUUGGAUCAAUUACACCAGAUACUGUUAUUGCAACUUUUGUCCAUGACUUACAGGUUGUAGAUAAUCUACCAACAAAUCUUUUCCAAAAAUACGAUACUCCAGUUGAUUUAAUUGUUACACCAACAGAAGUCAUUCGAGUUGCAAAACCACUACCUCGUCCAACUGGACUAUUUUGGGAAAUUUUAUCUGAGCGCCGACUUAAGAUAAUUCCAGUAUUGCAAGUACUCAAAGAAAAUGAGGAAAAAGCUGGAAAAAUCAUUACACUCAAAGAAGAAAAUACUGACGUUGAAAGUAGUGCUAACAAGAACUACCAACGUAGACGCCGUCCAUAUAGACCAAGGGCACGAAGAAGUGAAACUCAAAGCGAGCGACCCAGACGAAAGAGACAACCAGGUGGCAGGAGACCUCGCUCAACCAAGUCAAAGAGCGAAGCUAGUGCGGCUGAGGAUAACAAAGAAGACGCUCCACAAAAACAAAACAAAAAUAAGGAACAACAGUCGGACAAACCACGUCGUCGACGUCAACGACAAGGCAAACCGGUUUCGCCAAAAGAACGUUUCUGCGUCAAGGUCACCAAUAUCCCUAAAUACAUUCGCGUAAAGGACCUCAAGACCGAACUUCGAAAACGUGAAGUCAAUCCACUCUACAUCACAUGGAAGGGUACGAGGGGUCAAUUGGGCAAAUGCUAUUUGCACUUCCCCAAACUUGAACUCUCGACCGAAGCAGAUGACGAUGUCAGCAGUGUAUUGAAAUCACUAUCUGAGCUGCAAAUUACUGCUGGGGAACAAAACGAAACAUGUGUCCUCACAACGGAAUUGAUUAAAUUCGACGCUAAAGCCGAAUUAGCCAAACAUGAUGAAGCGGUGCUUGAAUCACACUCUUCUCAGCGAAUUGAGUCAGUGGACACGACAACUGUAUAGUAUGAGCUGCGUGCUGUUCUAGAACGGCUGUACUUUUGGUUGGGACAUUUGGAGUCGUGCUUGAAACGAGAAGGAGUUGUUGCUUAGUGUCCUUACACAUACUAACGAGCAUUUUACAUGAAGUCAUACAUAUAUUAUGAAUUAUAAUUUUUUUUUAAAUGUCUCUCCACUUCUCUUAAUAAGUUUUGUAUUUUUUUUAAUUUUUCUACUUUUUUUAAUCCAUCUGAAGAUGAAAUGUUUUUUUUUUUUUGGGUAGCAUGUUGCCCCCGAUUACCAUGCAACAUAAUUUAAUUUUUUUAUUAUUCCCUAAUUAGCUCUGGAUGUCCCCCGAAAAUACAUUUCAAUAGUUUUUUUUUUUUUUUGAAAUUUUUUAUAAUAUAUAUAAAUAUAUGCAAGGAAAUAAACAAAGUUUUCUUUUUUAAAUGACCAUUUAAAGUUUAUAAACAAAUACAAUAGCAGUCUACAAUUUUUUUUUUAUUCGCCUGUGCAAUGCGCUGUUCAAUAUAGUUUAGUACUAAAAAACGAAAAAUAAUAAAAACAAUAAAGCAACACAAAAUAUUAAUUGUAAAAAGUAAAUUAUUGUAAAGUUGACAAGAAUAAUAGAACUAACUUAUAAGCUUUUAUUUAAAAAAAAAAAAAACACAGUAACCACUCCAAAUAAAAAUAAGAAUUUAAAUAUUUCUUAUUUUAUCCACUUGGCGCAUUUUUUUUUUAAUUUUUUUACAGAAAAAUACUGAAAAUCAAAUAAACAAUUUAUAACCAAUGCGAGUAAAAAAAUAUAUACAUAUUUUAUUUUUAUAUUCCUUUUAUUUUUAUAUAUUUCCGUUGCAAAUUUACAUUACACAAACAAACCCACACAAAACACAAGCGUAGGUAUAUUAAAUAACAAAAAUAAAAAACAAACAAAAAAAAAA
Episyrphus balteatus (marmalade hoverfly) is the source of this 2728-nucleotide messenger RNA. It is a transcript of the gene lost, whose product is annotated as methenyltetrahydrofolate synthase domain-containing protein. The record is from RefSeq and is a predicted model, not a curated record. Gene Ontology annotation, cellular component: cytoplasm. The coding region runs from base 324 to 1814 and encodes 496 amino acids. Lineage: Eukaryota; Metazoa; Arthropoda; Insecta; Diptera; Syrphidae. The transcript is spliced from 10 exons.